Messenger RNA from Caenorhabditis angaria, 1675 nucleotides. The record is from the annotation of a GenBank genome assembly. NCBI's taxonomy places the organism in Eukaryota, Metazoa, Nematoda, Chromadorea, Rhabditida, Rhabditidae.
AUGUUGUCGAACUCGGUCAAAUCGUUGGUUGGAAAGACUUUGAAGCCAAUCGCUGGGUGAGUUUGGAUAACUUGGGAAAUUGGGAAAAUGAUGAUUUUUGAAAGGAGAUUGUUACAUCAGAAAAUCAGGAAGGCUUUUUAAUGAUUAGAGAAUAUUUGGAAUUCGACAAGCAACCGGAAAUCUCGAUUUGUAGACAAAAACAACAAAAAUUUCAUGAAAUGAGAUUUUCUCACCUUUUUUUGAGAAAUCUCGAUUCAAAGAACCUUACAUUGCACCAAUUUUGAAAAUGUUCUCGAAAAAUGCUCCGAAAUAAUUCGAUUUAGAAAAUUUCACUAUUUUUAAUGAUAAAUUUGAGCUCUCAUGCACAACCAUUAAUUAAUUUCUCCCAAAACAUCUCAAUAUUUUUUUUUCAGUCUCUCUCUCCGCUCCAAGCAUUCUCUUCCCGAUCUUCCAUACGAUUAUGCGGAUCUCGAACCAGUAAUCAGUCACGAAAUCAUGCAACUCCACCACCAAAAACAUCACGCAACAUAUGUCAACAAUUUGAAUCAAAUUGAGGAAAAACUUCACGAAGCAGUUUCAAAAGGCAAUGUGAAAGAAGCGAUCGCUCUUCAACCAGCAUUGAAAUUCAACGGUGGCGGACAUAUUAACCACUCGAUUUUCUGGACAAAUUUGGCGAAAGAUGGAGGAGAACCAUCGGCUGAAUUAUUGACAGCAAUUAAAAGGGAUUUCGGAAGUUUGGAUAAUCUUCAAAAAACUCUUUCGACUGCAACAGUUGCAGUUCAAGGAAGUGGUUGGGGAUGGCUUGGAUAUGAUCAGAAAGCAAAGGUUUUGAAGGUUGUGACUUGUGCAAAUCAAGAUCCAUUGGAGGCUACAACUGGUUUGAUUCCAUUGUUUGGUAUUGAUGUUUGGGAACAUGCUUAUUAUUUGCAAUAUAAAAAUGUCAGACCUGAUUAUGUUAAUGCUAUUUGGAAGGUUAGUUUUUUAGAUUUUGAGAAAUUAAUUGUUAAAAUUAGAAAAAAAACUUCGAUUUUUUGAGCAUAAAAAUCUCACUGUUUCAAAAUUUUCGUAUUUCUGAAAUACAUUUCAAUUGGAAGAUUUUAAUUUUUUUUCGUGAAGAAAAAUUCCUACUGUUUCAAAUGUUCAUUAUUGUGAAAAUUAAUUUGAAAGGUGUGAUUUGUAGUUUUCGGAAUGUUGAAAAAUUUACUGUUUCAAAUUUUAGAUGGAUUGUAUUUACAUAUAUUCCAAAAAUAUGAUGAAUAAUUGUUUUUAGAAAAAAAUCUCACUGUUUCAAGUUUUCUAUGAGUUUUUGUAGCAAUUCAAAGUAAUGAUUCUUUGAGGAUUUUUACUGUUUCAAAAUUUCAAUUUAUUAUUUUGUAAAUAAAAAUUGAUAAUUAUUCUCUUCUUGAAAAAUUAUUUCCGAAAAUUUUACUCCAAAAAUAAUUUUAAAGAUAUACAAAUUUUCUACUGUUUCAAAAAUUUAUUGAAAUAAAAAUUCUUCAAAUGGAAAAUUCCUAAAUUAUUCAUUUUUCUGCUGUUUCAAAAUCCAGUUAAAACAAAAAUUAAAAAAAAAAUUCCUCGAUGAUGCUAUUCUUAAAGUUUCCCCAUGAAACCCCCAAAAUUUUUACAGAUCGCCAAUUGGAAAAAUGUCAGCGAACGUUUCGCCAAAGCUCAAUAA